AGUCGGUCGCGCGUGAGCGGAGAGGGUGGGUGUCUUACGGGGGCGCCGACGUAGAUCGGUUGGAACGGCGUCGUUUGUGUGAACUUUGCACGAUUUGGUCUUCGCAGCAGCGCAUUCAGUGCAGAAAGAAGCCAGCUCCAAGUCACUGUUCCGUGUGAUGCUCGCGGUAGGCGGAGCUAUUCAUCGUCUUUGAAUCCUGCGGACUGCGCCGGGUGUAUCUCGUCUCCUAGUCUGUCAAAGUCGCCACCAUGGCCAUCACGUCGCUGUCAGCGGAGACGCUGGACAGCCACAUCCUGACGCUGAUAGACAAGCUGGACCACGUGCAGGGCGAGCUGAGCCCGCCGCCGGCGCGGCUGCCCAUGCACGUGGAGGUGCGCCGGCUCGAGUUCUGGCGCGCCAUCAUCGCCGAGUGCAUGGCCACGUUCUUCUUCGUGUUCCUGAUCUGCGCGGCCAACGUGCCGUGGAGCACGCACACGGUCUGGGCGGCGCAGAGUCUGUUCGCCGGCGCGUUCACGGCCGGUCUGGCGGCCGCAGCGCUUACCCAGUGUUUCUGGCGCGUCUCCGGCGCGCACAUGAACCCGGCCGUGACACUGGCGCACGCCGCCACGCGCAAAGUGUCGCCGCUCAGAUGUCUGCUCUACAUCACUGCCCAGUGCGGCGGCGCCAUCGCCGGAGCUGCGCUCCUCUACGGGUCGUCGACGACCAGCCUGCAGGGCUCGCUGGGCGUGACGGUGGUGACGCCGCCGCUCACCGCCUGGCAGGGCUUCGGCGUCGAGUUCGUCCUCACCUUCAUCCUGGUGUUCGUCGUGUUCUCGGUCUCGGAGCCGUCGCGCCGGCCGCUGGGCAACAGCGCGGUCGUCAUCGGCUUCACCUACCUGGCCGUCAGCCUCGCCGGGAUCCGCUGCACAGGAGCCUCCGUGAACCCGGCCCGCUCCCUGGGACCGGCCUUCGUCAUGAACAUCUGGAAGGACCACUGGGUGUACUGGUUCUCGCCCCUUACCGCCGCUGUGGUGGCCUCCUACGUGCACGAGUACAUCUUCAACCCCAACCGACGCUACCGGCUCAAGGACACCAUGGAUACAGAAUCUCUGGGCGGUCAGAGCGAUGACGAAGUGUUCGAGGAGGACCGGCCCAAGCUCUCCUCGGCCGACUACAACACGCUGCGCUCGCAGUCGUACGCCAUCUACGGCGCCGGCUCCAAGCCGAGCCCGGCCGGCGGCGCGCGCUCCGUGUUCUCUGUACCGGCGUACCGCGGCGUACACCGGGCCGAGUCGGUGUACGGCGGUACCAAGUCGCUGUACGCGUGCUCGCCGCCGCCCAGCCGCGCGCACCUCGCCAGGUCCCAGUCGGUGUACACCAAGGACCGCCGGUGUGCCCAGGAGGGGGGCCGCGCCGGCAUCACGGCCGCCCAGAGCGUGUACCCGCGGAUCGGCGGCGGCGGCGGGCUGGCGCAGACAGAGUCCAUGUACGCCACCCGCAGCUGCGCGCGCCAGGAGCCCACCUACGCCGACCGCCGCGCCGCCGCCGCCGAGCAGGCCGAGGCGCACAAGCCGCUGUAUUCUACCAAGGAGGACGCGCUGUCCUACAGCACUGCCACCACCCAGUUCACGGCCAGCUCCCGGGCCGACGACUACGGCCAUUACCCAGCGGUGUCACGGCACGACGACUACGCCGUCUACGGCAAACAGCCAGAGCUCUACUCCAAGCCGCAGUACCCGAGCUACCAUUCGGCGGCUGCCGAGAACGCGCACAACCAGCGCAGUGCCGCCGGCCGGUCGCACGGCUCCGCGCCCGGCGCCGGCGGCCUGCCCGCCUACGGCGCCUACUCGGGCCGGUCCGGACCGCCGCCGCCGCCGCCCCCACCGAGGAACGGAGACAUGAUGUCUCCGCGGUCCGUGGCCGGAUCGGAGACGACCUCCGGACUCACCACGCCCAACUCGGUGAGCUCCUACCGCUGAGCCAGAGGUGAGCUCAGCGGGUCGAAAAACAGGGGACCAAACUGAGCGAGCGAGGUGGGCUGAGUGGCCUGCUCCGCUGCCGCUUGCGUACGAGAGACUGACAGGGCUGGUCCCUGGGGUGGUAGCCUGGCUGUAGUCAUUACACUGACUCAUCCGAUGCUUCAUUUGAUGCUCGAGAUCGGUCCGGCCUCCUCCGAAGCCCCAACAAGUGCGGUGAGUCGAGCACGGGAACCCGAUCCUGGUUGGAUACGUGUUAUUCCGUGCAGUCCAGCGCCGUGCUCAGCGAUCUUUGUGAUGAUUCUAACACGUGCCACGUAGUCACGUGCGGAAGCGUUCCACUUGUAAUAAUACUGGAUACGCCGCUGCGGUAAAGACAACCUGUGUGAAGCCAUGGAUUAGGUUCAUCCAUGGUGAAGCGGUGCGUCCAACAUGAGGUAGCGUCCAGCGCCAUCUAUCGCACGUUUCCACAAACAAGGUUCGCACCGUCAGCGCCAGAAGUACAGAACGGGAGGGUCAGUGGCUUCUGCUUUGCCGCCGCCUUGCAGCCUGGACUGUAGUGUCCAAGCAACUGGAGUGAGGUCUACAAGUGGAUUGUGUGCCACCUUCCAGAAGGAAGAGCAAGAAGAGACUCACUUCAAGAGAAGAUCGGGUAUCACUUUCAUACCUGACCAUUUCAUUGUCAUGUGUGGCAGUGUCAUGCCGAUUUGUCAUGCGUCAUGUCGAUGUGUCAUGUGUCAUGCUUGUGUCAUGUGUCAUGCUUGUGUCAUGUGUUGCAGUAUGCCUUGAUGUCAUGUAUCAUGUGUUGAUACUGGUAUGUAGGUGAGUUAACCCGCGACCCAGCUCAGCUCACUGGUCCUGGCACGGCUGCCAGCACGCUCUGAGCGCGUUCGCAUGACACCUUCUUCCGGUCAGCGGAUCCAGCUCAGAUCCUCCGUUUGUCGCGGCUGGCUGUGCUCGCACGCUGACUGAGUGUCAGUGUAACCGGCGGAUAUGCUUCCUUCGUCUCGGAUCGUACCGAAACUGAGAGGAGGUAACUAGUCGCCGUGCUGGCUACGGCGCCCGAUUCGAGCGAUUAACGGAGAGCCCGACGGGCAGGCUCCACCUAGGCAACGAGUCUUUUUUAAUCGUGUUCAGCACAGAUGUCCGUUUCAUUGUACCACGUGUUUUAGUUCGCUGUACUGAUGUGCCAAGUCAUGUGUUGGUUGUACAUUUGUGUUUUUGUUUGUCAAGAGCAGAGUUGGCAGACAAAGCGUUGUAAAGACCGUAGAGAUGAACCAUUGCUGACGCACGGUACAUGUGUAAUGUUCGUGGCGGUUGAUGUUUGCAUCGACAGUAUUGUAUUGCAUAGGCUGAAGAGCGAAUACACUUGAUAAUUAUUUA
Molecule: messenger RNA, 3338 nt
Organism: Amphibalanus amphitrite
Lineage: Eukaryota; Metazoa; Arthropoda; Thecostraca; Balanomorpha; Balanidae
Product: neurogenic protein big brain-like
Exons: 6
Coding region: 249-1958 (569 amino acids)
Biological process (GO): transmembrane transport
Cellular component (GO): plasma membrane
Molecular function (GO): water channel activity
Source: RefSeq, a predicted model, not a curated record